UUCCGAAUCGGUCGAUGUGGAAAUGAAGAUCCAUUUUCUUACGAUCUUAGUUGUGGCACUAGCUGCUGUUGAGUUUCCCCAAGCCAAAGCUCAUUCUCAGGACGAUAUGUCCCAUUGUGUCUCGUGUCCAGAUGAAUUCAGGGGCCGGUUGAUCUGCGCCUUCCUCAACGGCUGCCACCUGGAAAUGGAGUACUGCUCCAUGCUGGUUUUCAACUGUGCGCGUUGGCUGCACCGUAGACACAUGUUCCUGGUGAAGAACGAGGGCAAGUGCCAUCCAGUGCGGGGAUACAAAUGCCAGUUUAUGGAAUUCUAAAUUGUUUCGGAGGCUCUCCGCAUUUAUUGGUGUAUGCAAUGAUUACAGCUUAAAGUGAUUAAUCUGAGUGAAUGUGUAAUGGUGUGCUUAUUAAAACUUGACAAUAUGUCCGGUGAAA
Messenger RNA from Drosophila elegans, 431 nucleotides. RefSeq lists its product as uncharacterized. The record is from RefSeq and is a predicted model, not a curated record. The coding region runs from base 23 to 313 and encodes 96 amino acids. NCBI's taxonomy places the organism in Eukaryota, Metazoa, Arthropoda, Insecta, Diptera, Drosophilidae. The transcript is spliced from 2 exons.